This is a messenger RNA of Lycium ferocissimum, 1519 nucleotides long. RefSeq lists its product as uncharacterized. Lineage: Eukaryota; Viridiplantae; Streptophyta; Magnoliopsida; Solanales; Solanaceae. The coding region runs from base 134 to 1306 and encodes 390 amino acids. The record is from RefSeq and is a predicted model, not a curated record. Gene Ontology annotation, molecular function: tRNA-guanosine(34) queuine transglycosylase activity. The transcript is spliced from 10 exons.
AAAGAUGGUAAUUACGCGGAAUAUUUUAUUGGUUACUUUAAUGGAGUAGCUCUCUUUUUUGGGGUUUAAUAAUAGGUGAAAGGCGGGAAGCGAGUGUUCUCUAACCGCCGGCAUAGAGAAGUAGAAGAAGAGAAUGAAGUUUGCAGUAAAGGCAUUGAGCAACGGUAGAGCCCGAGGUGGGGUUCUUCAACUGGGAACUCAAUCCAUAGAGACACCUGCUCUCCUUCUUACAACUCGCAAAGGGUUACCUGUUUACAUCCCACCUGAUCAUCUCCCUUCUCUCCCUAACCCGCAUUCUAAACUAUUCCAUUUCAGCCCCCUUCACUUCUUGGAAGGCAUUUCCCUAAAAGCAAUCUCAAACAUUGGAGGGCUGCACCAAUUGCUUGGUUUACGUGAUCAUAUACUGGUAGCUGUGCCAAGGGAUUCUAUUAGAUCUAUUCCAGACCAUGACAGUACUAACAGGAUUGGAGCUUCCUUUGAAACUCCUUGUGGUCGUAUGUUGAUUAAGCCUGCAGAAUACAUGGAAAUGAUUUCUUCAAUGAGGCCAAAUUUAUGGGCCAGUUUAGCUGAUGAAGUUCCUGCUUGGGCUUCUGAAAAGAGGAAUAAAGCCUCAGUUGAACGUACACUAAAAUGGCUCGACGAAUGCAUUACUUCAAGCUCGACAGAUGGAGCAGUGUUUGGAUCCGUUGUGGGAGGCUCUAGGGUGGAGGAGCGCCGAAGUUGUGCUCAAGAAGUUGCUAAGAGGAAUGUAGAAGGUUUUUGGAUUGGUGGAUUUGGACUAGGGGAGAGCAUGGAAGAGCGCAACUCCCUCCUUAGCGCUGUUACGGAUAGUUUACCUGAAGAAAAGCCACGUCUCAUAAGUGGCCUCGGACUACCAGAGGAGGUCUUGCAAGGUGUUGCUGCAGGUGUUGAUCUAUUUGAUUCCACUUACAUCUACCAUCUCACACUAGGAGGCUUUGCUCUCACCUUUCCGACUCAAAUUACUAAUCAACCAAAUAGUAAUUCAGGAAAUGAUGGCACAAAGAUAAAUUUGAAAGCAACAAUGUAUAGGAAGGAUAUAUCUCCUAUUGUCGAUAAUUGCGAGUGUUAUACAUGCCACAAUCAUACAAAAGCAUACAUCAAUCACCUUCUCAAUGUCCAUGAGAUGCUGGCACAUAUUCUCUUGGAAAUACAUAACACACAUCAUUUUCUGGGAUUCUUUCGCUCUAUCAGAGAGGCAAUUCAAGAAGGAAAAUUCGAGCAAUUUCGGCAGAAAUUCAUAGGAAGUAGACGUGAACAUCUCUUUUCAGCUGCUUUAAGUGCCUAACUUGACAUUUAUGUGCAAGAUUAGAUUAUAUAAUAAAGCUACGCAUAGACAAGGUGAUGUGGCACCUCUCUAUGACCGCCAUUCUUAUUUAUCUUUUUUAUGGUUUUUUUUUUUGUCUUUUUCUCCUAAUUUCAUGUUUAACUUAAUUCUUAAAAGUCUAAUCUAAAUGUGGCUAAGUAAUUACAUCAUUAAAUGAGGAAGACGUUCAGUUCC